AUGGCUUUGCGUGGUGAUCAAGAGCUUGAGUUUAACCUCAACCUAAGAGAAUGGACUCGAAAAGGCCAUCUAACUUGCGAAAAUCGAAUUUCUAGAAGGUUCUCUGCCUCAUGUGUCCGAAGCUCCAGAGAGGAUCACAAGUCUUGUACUACAAACGUCUUCACCAUCUCUAGUACUCCUUCUUCUCCUUGCCACUCCCUCAAAGAUGAGAUUGACCCAUCAAAUUAUUCAUUCACUAGUGCACUCAAGGCAUUGCAAGCAGACACUAAAACGUACAAGAAGAAUAUGGAUUGGUUGAAAGCAGAAGGAGUUGAGUUAAACUCGAAAUGGAACGAAGCAGAGAAGUAUAUUUGCAACCCUUUGUCUGGUGAAGUUCCUAUGGAGUGUUUGUCUUCUAGAACCCUAAAUUCAAGAUCUUACAGAAGCAGCUUAUUCACCACGAAUGCUCCACUCACGAUUUUACCUUGUAAUCAUAACGUUAGAAUCAUUCACGAGGAUCCUAGAUCUCCAUAUCCUGUUCUUGUUCAAGCAGAAAGGAAAGUUGCGGGGUCGAAACGAGACGUGGGUGUGCAGAGUGCACCAGCGACGAGGUCGUCGAUCAUGGAGAGAUCAAAGAAAACACAGGUGGAAGAUGUUGCUUCGCCGGUUCAGUAUGCACUCAAGUUGAAAGCUCAGCAACAGGAUGUGAAGUUAGAAGAAAAGGAGCAAAAUAUGAUAAGAAGAGAGAAUGAAGAAGACAGUAAAGAAGAGAAGGAGACGAGAAAGAAAAGAGCAAGUGGUUGUUUCUCAUGGAUGAGGAAAUUGCAUCAUAGACAACCAAGAAAAUCCAAAUGCAUCUUUCUCAUUCGUCUUCCUCAUCUUAUCAAUACUACUGCUUGUUCAUCAGCUACAAUCCCAUUAUAGUAAGUAAACCAAAGAAGAAAAAAGAGCAUCAUUGG
This is a messenger RNA of Capsella rubella, 938 nucleotides long. RefSeq lists its product as uncharacterized. The transcript has 5 exons. The record is from RefSeq and is a predicted model, not a curated record. The coding region runs from base 1 to 903 and encodes 300 amino acids. Lineage: Eukaryota; Viridiplantae; Streptophyta; Magnoliopsida; Brassicales; Brassicaceae.